UUAGUGGCUUUGUCUUUUUCCUUCCGGGUUGUCCGUUGUUGUAUCGUAGUCAGACUGCUGUGUGGACGUGCUAAGUUUUUAUGAGUAAACAUUUCUUUGAAGUGCUGGUGACUUCGUUCCUAUGUUAUUCUAAUCAUGUUGAUUUUUUCUAUACUAUGUUUGCUGUUUUUCAUGGGAAAUACAUUUGUCUUAACACGAGGUUGUGACACUGGUUGGUUUGGAGAUAAAUGUCAAUAUAAAUGCCAUUGCGAGAGUACGUGUGAUAUUUCAGGAGACUGUGUUGAUAAUAAAUGUAGUCCUGGAUGGUUUGGUUACAAGUGUCAAUAUCGUGAUCUGGUGCAUUUGUCGAAGAAUAACAUCAAUAAAAACAGAGGCAACAUAGACACUAAAACUUGCAUAGAAUUAGAUAGUAAUAACGAUAAUAUCACACUCCAGUGGGACGACUUGUACGUUUUUACUUGGCUGAGAAUAGCCCUUGGACAGGAGAUUUCAGAAUUAAUCACUGAUCUACAAAUUCUGUUUCGACGAGACAUAAACAAAACUGUGAGUUAUGUCCCUUGCCAGAAUAAGCUCUUCUACGUUAUAAAACCACAGACGAUCGACGUUAGGUGUGAUUUUAAUGGAACUUUCAAAGAGCUGGUAUUAAAAGGAAAGACAAUCCAGUGGAUUUGUACUUUAAAUAUUAACGGAGGUCGCAAUGUCGCCUUAAAACAAAACACAACUCAAUCAGGUACGUAUACUGAUAGAUCGCACACAGAAGAAUAUUCCAACAGUUCUAACGCAGUGGAUGGGAAAGCUCUUUACAGUUUCAAAGAGAAAAGUUGUGCUCACCCUUAUUCUGGUAACAGGAAACAAUUUUGGAGUGUCAAGUUUCCUCACCGUGUUGUUACGGGAUAUGUUCUCUAUGACCGACAAGACGGGGCCGAGAAUUUGAAUGGAUUCAAAUUAACUGCUUCCACUGGGAAUGAAAUACAAUUUGAAUAUAUAGACGAGAAACUAAAACUACCAAAGAGAAUUUAUACAAUCCCUCAUCCACAUAAAAGUCCUGUUUCUAAUGUAACAAUAUAUAGAGAUGGUACACUAAAUGUUUGUGAAGUCGAGGUUUAUGGAGAAUGUCCUCCAGGAACAUGGGGAUUAAAUUGCUCUCAGUGCACGGCACAAUGCCCUCACAAUUGCCAAGUGGAUGAUGGAAGCUGUGAAAUAUUAUGUCCAGGUUUUAGUAACCCACCUUUUUGCAAUCAGACAUGUGACAGCGGAUGGUUUGGAGAUGGAUGCAAAUACAAAUGUCAUUGUGAAGAUAAAUGUGACACUUCAGGAUAUUGCACAAACAACAUGUGUAGUGACGGAUGGUUUGGUUACAAGUGUCAAUAUCGUGAUCUCAUGUACUUGGUAAGCCUUGAAGCCAAUAGAGUAAUAUUUGACAACAAUGAUGACACUUGUAUAACAUCCAAGCCUGAUUCUAUCAUAUUACGUUGGAAUGAGGCUUACGUCUUCACUUGGCUUAGAAUAGUCGUCAAAAAUGAAACAUUUAUUACUGACCUAAAAAUUCAGUUUCAAAAGAAUGAGAAACAAAGUACUCAAUUCCUAGCCUGUCAGAAUCAACGAUUGUAUUUAGUCGAUUCUAAAACGAUGGACAUUUGGUGUGACUUAAACGACACAUUUCAUCAACUGACACUAACAGGGAAAGCCAUACUCUCACUGUGCACUUUAAAUGUCAAUGGAGGUCGCAAUGUUGCUUUAAAACAGAACACAUCGCAGUCAGGAACCUAUAGUAGUGCAAGGAGCAAGGAAGACGCUGCACAAAGCUCUAACGCUGUAGAUGGGAAAUUAGAUGCCAAGUAUUUUACGUUUAAAGAAAAGAGCUGUGCACACACUGCUGUUGGCGACAAAAACCCAUUUUGGAGUGUUCAGUUUCUUCCUCAUCUGAUCACAGAAUAUGUUUUAUAUGACAGGAGAGAUCACAAGGUUGAAAAUUUGAUUGGAUUCACUUUAACUACUUUUCCGAAGACUGAUAAAUCAUUUUAUUUUAAAGACAAAAAUGUAGCAGUUGAAAAGAAAAUUUAUCGAUUGUUAGAUCCAAGAAAGAAUAUAGUUUCGAAUGUAACAAUAACUAGGAAAAAUUACCUAAAUAUUUGCGAAGUUGAAAUUUAUGGGGAGUGUCCAACUGGGACCUGGGGAUUAGCCUGUACUAAUUGCUCUCAAGACUGCCCUAAUGAAUGUCACGUGGAAGAUGGACGAUGUGUCAAUUUAUGUCUGGGUUUUACUAAUCCUCCAUCUUGUGAUCAACCAUGUGAAAAAACAGAGUAUGGUAUUAACUGCACUAAGCAUUGCUCCGACAACUGCACAAACAACGAAUGUGACUCUCAAACUGGUGAAUGUCUUGAAUGUAGUGGAAAUGGAACUUACUCGGGAACUUGUGAUAAACGAUGUGACAAUAGCUACUGGGGUGAGUUUUGUAACGAAAGUUGUAGUCUAAAUUGUGCUAACCAAACUUGUGACCAAGAGACAGGGGACUGUUAUGGAGGCUGUAAUGAAGGAUACAAACCACCAGACUGUAUGGAAUUACUCAUCAAACGGUCAGAGGUCAGAUGUCCCCAUCAGAAGCCUACUAUUCAUGGUAUGACAGACAUAGAUAUUACUCCUCCUGUGUCUUCAAAAUGCGCUACGCCUCUGGUGACUACAUCCUCCAGUCUGCUUCAAAUAUUGCACCUCAACGUCCAGUCAUACAGUAACAAAAGUCUUGAGCUUGCAGACACCAUCACUGACGAUAGCUAUGACAUCGCUUUCCUUAGUGAGACAUGGUUUGAAAAGUCGGAGAUGAGCCAAGAACCACUGAGCUAA
Biomphalaria glabrata is the source of this 2841-nucleotide messenger RNA. RefSeq lists its product as uncharacterized. Lineage: Eukaryota; Metazoa; Mollusca; Gastropoda; Planorbidae. The transcript has 16 exons. The record is from RefSeq and is a predicted model, not a curated record. The coding region runs from base 136 to 2841 and encodes 901 amino acids. Gene Ontology annotation, molecular function: scavenger receptor activity.